Neoarius graeffei (lesser salmon catfish) is the source of this 936-nucleotide messenger RNA. Its product is annotated as endonuclease domain-containing 1 protein-like. NCBI's taxonomy places the organism in Eukaryota, Metazoa, Chordata, Actinopteri, Siluriformes, Ariidae. Gene Ontology annotation, molecular function: nucleic acid binding; metal ion binding; hydrolase activity. Bases 1 to 936 code for a protein of 311 amino acids. The record is from RefSeq and is a predicted model, not a curated record. The transcript has 4 exons.
AUGCUCUCACAGGGCUUCUCUGAUUGGGACGUGUGUGCAGUCAAGUGCAGUGAUUACUCUGGAAAUCUGAAUACAGACAGACACAUUAUUAAAUCAGACAACAGACGAACAAGCAGGACGCUGUCAGGCUCCAUCCUGGGAUUAGCCCACAGCGAUGUGGUGUCUGACUUCAAUGAUGAGCCCGACUGCAUAAAAUACUUCUACAAAGGGAAAGUGCCACAAUGGGGGUUAGACACUUCUGGUGCUGUCCGAAUCUGCCAGCGUUUCCGGAACCGGUUUCAUUUUGCCACGUUGUAUGACACACACCACCGCAUUGCUGUCUACUCAGCAUACAUUUUUGAGCCCAGCAACGGUGGAGGCAGAGAGAAGCGCUGGUUUGUGGAGCCCCAGUUGGUGAAUCAGAACUGGGCAGGGGAAAUGAGAGACGGCUAUUGGCUAGGACAGGACUAUCCUGGUGUCUACCAGGGUGAGAGACAGGCUCUGAAUGAGGAUUACACUCACUCUGGGUUUGACCGUGGCCACCUCAAUCCCAAUGGUCACCAUGCAGUGCCAAGUCGUAAUGCCACAUUCACCCUCACGAAUGUGGUGCCUCAGAACCCAAAACUGAACCAGAAUUCUUGGGCGAGUCAUGAGUCCAACCUGGCUAAGAUGUUCAGAGCUCAGUGUGACAAGGCCUAUGUGCUGGUUGGUGCCAUUCCCUCUACUGACAACUGGAUCAUCAAGAAUAAUGUAAAACGUGUCAAUAUCCCAGAAUACAUCUGGAACGCAUACUGCUGUAUUGAUCACAAUGGCUCUCCCAUUCGCAGUGGAGCUGCAAUUGCCCUCAACACUGAACAGAACCUCGUUGAGCAGUACACACUGAGUCAAAUGGCUGGCUUUCUCGAGCAAUACUCUAACACACCAGUAAAAGAAUUGUUUGAAAAUCAGUGCCAGUAA